Molecule: messenger RNA, 12522 nt
Organism: Loxodonta africana (African savanna elephant)
Lineage: Eukaryota; Metazoa; Chordata; Mammalia; Proboscidea; Elephantidae
Gene: ARK2N
Product: arkadia (RNF111) N-terminal like PKA signaling regulator 2N
Exons: 6
Coding region: 5679-6956 (425 amino acids)
Biological process (GO): ubiquitin-dependent protein catabolic process
Molecular function (GO): ubiquitin protein ligase activity
Source: RefSeq, a predicted model, not a curated record
AAUUCUUUUGUAAAAUACAGUGAAAAUCAAUUACUAGGAAAUUGAAAUGCUGUUUGGAUGUCCAAACAAUGUCUAAUUGCUUUAAGUUUCCAGUCACUUACUCUCGAUUUCUUUACUUCUCUCAUUGCAGGAGGACAGUCAUUUACCAACACUUUGAAUAGGACUGUUGUAGAUCUUGUCAACUACCAAUAAGUGAGCUACUAAUAAUCUCACUUUCAUUCACAGCACUCUCUGACCCACUCACCAUCAUCUAUCUUUCUGUCUCACUGUCUGUAAUACCCUGGGGUAUCUAAUCUAUUGGUCCUACCACAUUUUUACCACCUUGAUGAGGCCAUCAGAAUGAUUUCCUUGAAGACACUCUUGGUUUGUUCUCCUUGCUUGGCAAAACUAUCAUCUGGUUAAGUCUGACUUCUACCUCCUCUGCACUUGCACUUAUGCAUCUGAACUGGAAAGAAGAAAAACACAUCCACUUUUAAGUUCAUGGCUACAACCCUUAAGGGGGCCAUUACUGUUGCCUGGAAGUCAUAUUCUGCUGUACUUUCCUAGGUCCUUUGCUUUCCCACUACUGUUUCACACUGGCUUCUCUCAUUGUAAAAAAAAAGUGGUGGGGCGGGGGGCAGGUCUGUUCUCCUCUAACUUCACAGGGAAGAAGAAUCAUUAUCAGCAUCAACAGCCCAAGGCUGAUUGCUAUGAGCUGAGGUCAGACUUGCCUCCAUCCUUGAAACUUUUUACCAAUUCCAACACUACCCUUUCCUACCAAGACAUUCCCUGCUUCUUUGCUGAGUUUGAUAAUUCAUUGCAAUGGCAGCACAGAACUCAAUACCCAUGAUUAUGGGUUUAUUAGGGAAGUUAUUGUUGUUGUUAGGCACUCUCGAGUCCGUUCCGACUCAUAGUGGCCCUAUGUACCACAGAACGAAACACUGCCUGGUCCUGGGCUGUCCUUACAAUUGUUCUUAUGCUUGAAUUCAUUGUUGGAGCCACUGUGUCAGUCCAUGUCAUUGAAGGUCUUCCUCUUUUCUGCUGACCCAGUACUUUACCAAGCAUGAUGUCCUUCUCCAGGGACUGAACCCUCCUCACAACAUGUCCAAAGCAUGUAAGACGCAGCCUCACCAUCCUUGCUUUUAAGGAGCGUCCUGGUUGUACUUCUUUCAAGACAGAUUUGUUCAUUCCUUUGGCAGUCCAUCCAACAUUCUUUGCCAGUACCACAAUUCAAAGGCGUCAGUUCUUCUUCAGUUGUCUUUAUUCAUUGUCCAGCUUUCACGUGCAUGUGAUACAACUGAAAAUACCAUCCCUUGGGUCAGGCACAUCUUAGGCUUCAAGGUGACGUCUUUGCUUCUCAACACUUUAAAGAGGUCUUUUGCAGCAAAUUUACCCAAUGCAAUGUGUCUUUUGAUUUCUUGACUGCUGCUUCCACGGCUGUUGAUUGUGGAUACAAGUAAAAUGAAAUGCUUGACUUCCGUCUUUUCCUGUGGCUUAUUGGUCCAGUUGUGAGGAUUUUUUUCUUUAUGUUGAGGUAUAAUACAUACUGAAGGCUGUGGUCUUUGAUCUUUAUCAGUAAGUGCUUCAAGUCCUGUUCACUUUCAGCAAGCAGGGUUGUGUCAUCUGCAUAACCCAGGUUGUUAAUGAGUGUUCCUCCAAUCCUGAUGCCCCAUUCUUCAUAUAGCCCAGUUUCUCAGAUUAUUUGCUCAGCAUACAGAUUGAAUAGGUAUGGUGAAAGGAUACAACCCUGACGCACACCUUUCUUGAUUUUAAACCACUCAGUAUCCCCUCGUUCUGUCCGAACAACUGCCUCUUGAUCUGAUUUACAGGUUCCUCAUGAGCACAUUGACUGUGCUCUGGAAUUCCCAUUCUUCACAAUGUUAUCUCUAAUUUGUUACGAUCUACAUGGUCGAAUGCCUUUGCAUAGUCAAUGAGAUACAGGUAAACAUCCUUCUGGUAUUCUCUGCUUUCAGCCAGGAUCCAUCUGACGUCAGCAGUGAUAUCCCUGGUUCCAUGUCCUCUUCUGAAUCCGGCCUGAAUUUCUGGCAGCUCCCUGUCGAUAUACUGCUGCAGCCGCUUUUGAAUGACCUUCAGCAAAAUUUUGCUUGCGUGUGGUAUUAAUGAUAUUGUUCAGUAGUUUCCACAUUUGGUUAGAUCACCUUUCUUGGGAAUAGGCAUAAAUAUGACUCUCUUCCAGUCGGUUGGCCAGGUGGCUGUCUUCCAAAUUUCUUGGCGUAGACGAGUGAGCACUUUCAGUGCUGCAUCCGUUUGUUGAAACAUCUCAACUGAUAUUCCAUCAAUUCCUGGAGCCUUGUUUUUCGCCAGCGCCUUCAGUGCAGCUUGGACUUCUUCCUUCGGUACCAUUGGUUCCUGAUCAUAUGCUACCUUUUGAAAUGGUUGAACAUCAACUAAUUGUUUUUAGUAUAAUGAUUCUGUGUAUUCCUUCCAUCUUCUUUUGACGAUUCCUGCGUUGUUUAAUAUUUUCCCUAUAGAAUCCUUCACUAUUGCAACUUGAGGCUUGAAUUUUUCUUCAGUACUUUCAACUUGAGAAAUGCCAAGUGUGUUCUUCCCUUUUGGUUUUCUAUCAUCGGCUCUUUGCACAUGUCGUUAUAAUACUUACUCUACUCGAGCUGCCCUUUGAAAUUUUCUGUUCAGUUCUUUUAUUUCAUCAUUUCUUCCUUUUGCUUUAGCUGCUCGACAUUCAAGAGCAAGUUUCAGAGCCCUCUCUGACGUCCAUCUUGGUCUUUUCUUUCUUUCAUGUCUUUGCAAUGACUUCUUGCUUUCUUCAUGUAUGAUGUCCUUGCACAAUUCGUCUGGUCUUCGGUCAUUAGUAUUCAGCAGGUUAAAUCUAUUCUUGAGAUGGUCUCUAAAUUCAGGUGGGAUAUACUCAAAUUUGUGCUUUGGCUCUUGUGGACCUGCUCUGAUUUUCUUCACUUUCAACUUGAACUUGUGUAUGAGCAGUUGAUGAUCUGGUCCACAGUCUGUCCCUGGCCUUGUUUUGACUGAUGAUAUUGAGCUUUUCCAUCAUCUCUUUCCACAGAUGUAGUCGAUUUGGUUCCCGUAUAUUCCAUCUGAUGAGGUCCAUGUGUAUAGUCAUCAUUUAUGUUUGUGAAAAAAGGUAUUUGCAAUGAAAAAGUUGUCGGUCUUGCAAAAUUCUGUCAUUCGAUCUUAGGAAUUGUUUCUGUCACCAAGGCCAUAUUUUCCAACUACCUAUCCUUCCUUGUUUCCAGCUUUCAGAGUCCAAUCACCAGUAAUUAUCAAUGCAUUCUGAUAGCAUAUUCGAUCAAUUUCAGACUGCAGAAGCUGAUAAAAAUCUUACAUUUCUUCAUCUUUGGCCUUAGCGGUUGGUGCGUAAAUUUGAAUAAUAGUUGUAUUAACUGGUUUCUUUGUAGGCGUAAGGAUAUUAUCCUAUCACUGACAGCGUUGUACUUCAGGAUAGAUCUUGAAAUAUUCUUUUUGACAAUGAAUGCAACACCAUUUCUAUUCAAGUUAUCACUCCCAGCAUAGUAGAAUAUAUGAUUGUCCCGUUCAGAAUGGCCAAUACUAGUCCAUUUCAGCUUACUAAUGCUUAGGAUAUUGAUGUUAUGUGUUCCAUUUCAUUUUUGACGUUUUCCAGUUUUCCUAGAUUCAUACUUUGUACAUUCCAGGUUCUGAUUAUUAGUGGAUGUUUGCUGCUGUUUCUUUUCAUUUUGAAUCAUGCCACAUCUGCAGAUGAAGGUCCCAAAAGCCUUCAUCCAUAUCAUUAAGGCUGACUCUGCUUUGAGGAGGCAGCUCUUCCCCAGUUGUCCUUGAGUGCCUUCCAACCUGGGGAGCUCAUCUUCCAGCACUAUAUCAAACAGUGUUCUCCUGCUAUUCAUAAGGUUUUCACUGGCCAAUUCUUUUCUGAAGUAGACUGCCGGGUCCUUCUUCCUAGUCUGUCUUAGUCUGGAAGCUCAGCUGAAACCUGCCCUCCAUGGGUGAUCGUGCUGGUGUCAGAAUACUGGAGGCAUAGGUUCCAGCAUCACAGCAACACGCAAAGCCCUCACAGUAUGACAAACCGACAGAUACUUGGGGGAUUAGGGAAAGUAACAGGCUACACAAUGCAGGAUCAGAAAGGACUCAGGAUACAGUUUUUUGCUCAGGACAGUUCUCAGCUGUGCCCACAGGCAGGCCCCUCUCUGGCCCUUGCCCCUCAGCCUGUCUGCUCACCAAGUGUUACAAAGCUCUUUAGCUCCGCCGUGUGCCUAGAGGUACCUCAAACUCCACCCAGAAGCCUCCUACCUGAAGGCUGUUAGCUUUCUCUCUGUGUGGGCGUGGAAGUUCACUGUGCCGCCUCCUGCAGGUUUCCUGGUUCUCCUGCCUCUGCUGCCACUGUUUUCUCUCACUGCUUCUCAACGUCUCGCUGUCUUCAGUGUUACAGCUCUCUCUCUGUCUCCUGGGUCUAGGAGGGUCUCGGUAAAGGGAGCCUGAAUCCAAACGACAUGCUCUGCUCCCAUCUGUUCUUCUUUGUGGUAGUCAGUUCCCCCCAGUGCUCUGCGAUUGGCUCCCUUUUAAGCCUUGAACAGGAUGGCAAAACUGACCUGUCCCCUCAUUAGGGUUCCAUAUACCUUACUUGCAUAGUCCCACCUACCACAAGGUGCUGUGGACCCUAUCUGCAUUAUUAACAAGCUGUCCAAUCCCUCUGAUGGGCCAUAAGCACCUUAUUUGCAUAGUCCCACCCAGUCUUUUGGUAGGAGUUACAAGACUAUGACUAGAAAGGCAUAUAAAAGCUAUCCAUCCCACUGCACUUACCAACCCCAACAUCACCUCCUUCAUCCUCACUCUUAACUGAUGACCUUCAGAAAUUAGCAAGUUAGAAGAGAAAGCCCACAGAUUCUCACGAUAUUUAUCAUUGGGUUAUGCAAGAUUAAAAUGACUUCUUUUAUCUUAGUAAUAGAUUCUGCCUUAAGGUCUGUGUUACCUAUUAUGCAUAGUGGUAAACCGGAAAUCAGAAGCGUUUUCUUGGUUAUAUCAUUUUUUAAUUAAUUUCCUUUAAACCUUUCUGUGUCCUCAGGCUUUCUGUAUGGAGGAUGAACAUUAAGCAAUCGCACAGUUAUUUAACUGCAGUUAUGCAAAGCGCUGGAACAGAAAAUAGCGUUGGUAAUAUGCGUAUAACAUGUACCAGUUGUCAACAAGUUGAUUCUGACCAAUGACGACCCCGUGUGUGUCAGAGUAGGACUGUGCUCCAUAGGGUUUUCAGUGGCUGUUUUUUCAGAGCUAGAUCACCCACCAGGCCUUUCUUCCAAGGCACUCUGGGUGAACUUGAACAUUCAGCCUUUCUGUUAGCAGCCAAGCAAGUUAAUCCAGUUAACCAUUAGCACUACCCACUGACUCCAAUAUGCAUAUAAAUAGGGAUCAUAUUAGUCUGUUAAGACUUUAAGAUACCCAAGUAAGGAAUAUUCUUCUUCUUUUUUUUUUUUUAAAGCAGGCAACAUCACCAGUACACUUUCUUGCUGGAAAUAUUUAACGUGAAUCUAGCUAUGAAGAAACAAUCAGACAAAUCCAGAUUGUGGGACAUACUGAAAAACAGCUGGCUUGUGAUCUUCGAAAAUAUCAAUGCCAUGAAAGACAAACAAAAUAAAACAAAAAGUAGGGGGGACUGAUUAGAUUAAGGUCGCUUUCCUGUUGCAUCUUUGAUAUAGUUUCCUAGACUCUGCUCCAUGAUUUAACUCAAUUCUGAAAUGAAGAUGGAGGAGGCAGUGGGAAAAGUCGAAGAACUCAUUGAGUCUGAAGUCCCACCAAAAACAUCCGAACAAGAGACAGCCAAGGAGGAAGAUGGAUCUGUAGAACUGGAACCUCAAGUUCAGAAAGAUGGUGUUGCAGAUUCUACAGUUCUUUCUUCAAUGCCUUGCUUAUUGAUGGAACUGAGAAGGGACUCUUCUGAGUCUCAGUUAGCAUCCACAGAGAGUGACAAACCGACAACUGGCCGAGUUUAUGAGAGUGACUCCUCUAACCACUGCAUGCUUUCCCCUUCCUCUAGUGGUCACCUGGCUGAUUCAGAUACAUUGUCUUCUGCAGAAGAGAAUGAACCCUCCCAGGCAGAAACAACAGUAGAAGGAGACCCUUCCGGAGUGUCUGGUGCCACAGUUGGGCGCAAAUCUAGGCGGUCCCGAUCUGAAAGUGAAACAUCCACUAUGGCUGCCAAGAAAAACCGGCAAUCCAGUGAUAAACAGAAUGGCCGAGUUGCCAAGGUUAAAGGUCAUCGGAGCCAAAAGCACAAGGAAAGAAUCAGGCUACUGAGGCAGAAACGAGAGGCUGCUGCACGGAAGAAAUACAACCUGCUGCAGGACAGUAGUACCAGUGAUAGUGACCUGACUUGUGACUCGAGCACAAGCUCGUCGGAUGAUGAUGAAGAGGUUUCAGGGAGCAGCAAGACAAUCACUGCAGAGAUACCAGAUGGACCUCCAGUUGUAGCUCAUUAUGAUAUAUCUGACACCAGCUCUGACCCAGAAGUGGUAAAUGUGGACAAUUUAUUGGCGGCUGCAGUAGUUCAAGAGCACAGUAAUUCUAUAGGAGGCCAGGACACAGGAGCUACCUGGAGGACCAGCGGGCUUCUAGAGGAGCUGAAUGCGGAGGCAGGUCAUUUGGAUCCAGGUUUCCUAGCAAGUGACAAAACAUCCGCUGGUAAUGCACCGCUCAAUGAAGAAAUUAAUAUCGCCUCUUCAGAUAGCGAAGUGGAGAUUGUGGGGGUUCAGGAACAUGCAAGGUGUGUUCAUCCUCGAGGAGGUGUGAUCCAGAGUGUUUCUUCAUGGAAGCAUGGUUCAGGCACGCAGUAUGUUAGCGCCCGGCAAACACAGUCAUGGACUGCUGUGACUCCCCAGCAGAGUUGGGCUUCACCUGCGGAAGUUGUUGAUCUUACCUUGGAUGAGGAUAGCAGACAAAAGAUGAACCGUAAUGAAAUUGGCUAUGAGGUGAAUAUUGUACAAGAGAACACCACUGACUUUUUGAUUUUAUAUUAAAAGUCAUUCAGGCAGCAAGCACUUUUAACUUGGGGAGUCCAUUACUAGGCUUAAGGGGUAGCUCUGAAUCAUGAGAAUUUCUUUCAUGCUUCAAGUCCCAGGAGGAUAUGGCUUCAUAAGCCCGUAGAGCCGAGCUGGAAAACCAUACUUUAAAUUUGCUUGUGCUUACUCAGAUUUGCUUUUAUAGAGUCUUUUGGCUUUUUGCUUUGUGAGUGAUUGUGUCCCUCUUCCUUCCUUCUCCAUUUGUGUGUUAUGACUCCCAAGUGGGAUUCGAGGCGCCACAAGAGCAAGAGCCAUAUCAUCCCUCUCCGUUUCUCAGGGAGUCUAGGACAGGCUUUGUACAUAUACCUGGUUAUGCAGUGCUGCCAGAAAAAAAGUGCUUAGAAGCCUUAGUAUGCAGGAGUCAUCUCUUUUUUUAUCUCCACCGAAAUCUCAUGAUUGUGUGCUUUUUUUUUUUUCAUUGUAAUAGUACUCAUUCACUUAUUAAAUACUCUCCGAUCUUGUCACAGAGGCUACUAUAGCAACAUGAUAGAACUCCCUCUUGCCUUCACAGAGCUUAUAUUAUCCUGGAAUGUAACAGGCACCUAGUGUUUGCCUGUACAUUCCCUUUUCCUUUCUGGUAGCAGAACCAUACAUUACUUUGGAGAACCCAUUCCAUGUGUCAGGAUGGAGAUAACAGGGUCACCCAGGCACACAGACAGAUGCAUGACUGGAGUACCCCACCCCUCCUGCCUGAUUGGUUCAGAGUUGGUCAUGUGUCUUAAGUCAAGCCAAUCAAGGCCUCCCUAGAACAGACCUAUUGCAGAAUCAUUGCCCCUUUCUGCAGGACUUGCUAAACUGAAAAAGGCUAUAUGUGAGUCUGAGGUUAGUAAUGUCCAUGGUACCUUGCCAGAUGGAGAGAGCUUGUCCAAGAAAUAGAGACAGAAUCCUGGCAGCAUGAUUCGAACUCCUAGAUCCAGCUUUGCCUGAAGCUAAAACUCUUGGAAUUUUUAGUUACAUGAAUGUUCUUAAGUGUCGCUUAGCCAAAUUCUCCUUUAAGAGUCUAAAGUCACUCCAGCACUCAACAUGCAAUUUGUUGUAUGGGGUUUUUUUUUUUUUCUUUGACAAAAGGAUGAAUACAACAACUAUUAACCAGUUAUGGCAAGAUUUCUACAUUCUUUUUAAAAGGGGUGUGUGUGUGUGUGUGUGUGUGUGUGUGUGUGUGUAGCAACAAGUAAAUAACUGUAAUAGCUAACAUUUAUUGAACACUGACCCAGCAGGAUAUCUCAGGCACCGUGUUAAAUGCUUUACUCAUGACUGGGCCAAUAAACAUCAUGAUAAAUGGAGAAAAAAUUGAUGAUACCAAGGAUUUUGUUCUACUUGGAUUAAUAAUCAAUGUCCAUGGAAGCAGCAGUCAAGAAAUCAAACAACAUAUUGCAUUAGGCAAAUCUACUGCAAAAGACUUCUUUAAAGUUUUGAAAAGCAAAGAUGUCACUUUGAUCACUAGGGUGUGCCUGACCCAAGCCAUGGCCUUUUCAUUCACCUCAUAAAUGCGUAUGAAAGCUGGACAAUGAAAAAGGAAGACAGAAGAAUUGAUGCAUUCAAAUCAUGAUGUUGACAAAGAAUAUUGAAUAGACAGACUGGACAGUCAGAAGAAUGAACAAAUUAGUCUUAGAAGAAAUACAGUCUGAAUGCUCCUUAGAAGUGAGUAUGGCGAGGCUUCGUCUUGCUUACUUUGGACACAUCAGAAAAAACCAAUUGCAAGAAAAGGAUAUCAUGUUUCGUAGAGGGUCAGCGAAAAUGAGGAAAACCCUUAAUGAGCUGAAUUAACACAAUAGCCUCAAUAAGGGGUUCAAACAUACCAAAGAUCAUGGAGCUGCUGUAGGACCAGGCAGCGUUUCAUUCUGUUGUACAUAAGGUCACCAUGAGUUGAUGCCUACUCAAAAAUAACUAGGAACAAACAACAUGUAUUAACCCCUUUAAUUCUCAAAAUGACCCUAUGAGGUAGUUGCUAUUAUCUUUUAUAGGUAAAGAAACCGGGUCACUAGAAAGUGGCAGCCCCAAUACUUGGACCCACACGGUUUGCCUCCAGAGCAGAUGCUCUGUAAACACUGCCGCUAGCUCUCGUGUGAAAAAAGCAUGUCAUUUUUUACAAAAUUUCAUGCCCAUCUUUGAAGCAGUUGCUCAGGUUUUGCCCUCAGAGCUGAGCUUUAGGUUGUGGGCAAAUCUCUCCAUCCCUCUGUCCAAGCAGAAUUUUUGGACUGCUCAGUCCCUAGAGAAAGAUUCACCCUGAUAAUAAUGUAUUUUGAGCCCUUCCCAGGCUUUGUUCUGAACAAAUGUAAUGCUGUGUCUGCACUGCACACACGGGCUGUGCCUCAAACUUCCGGGCAGCCAUAAGACUGCUAGGAAGGAAGCACGUACACUCACUGGCAUCAGCCGUUUCAUGGGUGCUACAUCCAUCUGAUUGAGCUGAACACAUAUUACACCUACACAGUGUUGCAAAGCGAAAGCCAUUAUUCAUAGGAAACAAACAGUAAAGAAUAACAGAUUCUCAAAGAGGAAAAGCUUACCCUUCCCCCAAUUACUCGUGUCCAUUCUUAUGUUUUAUUCUUACGUUGCUGGGCAGGCACCUGGUGGUUCAGGUCAGAUGCUGUGCUCAUGUCACUGCUGCCUCUGGCCACCACCACACUACCUGGGCCUGUGGGGAUCUCUCGCUGCCACACUACCUGGGCCCUCACUGCCUGGGGGUGGGUGGAAGUGUGCAAUCCCUGCAUGAGGCACACUCAGGCCUCUCUUGCCCUGAACAAGCAAGUGUUAUAGCUCUUUUAGCUCCACUAGCAAGCCACCUGCCCAGAGGCAUUCGGCCUCACCCUGUUUUUAAGAAGAGCCCCGUACAGGAUCCUACUAGGCAGCCCCCUGCACAGGGCACACUCAGGCCUCUGCCCCGUACAGGUAAGUGGUUACAGCUCUUUUAGCUCUGCUGGCAAGCCUUCUGCCCAAAGGCACUCAGCUCUUGCACUGUGGGGCAACAAGCCCACCACAGUCACCUCACUGCAUGGGCCACCAGGCCCACUACCCACUGUCUCGCCAUCUUGUACCAUCUUCACUGUUAAAGCUCUUUCUUCAAUGUCUAGGAGGUUCUCAGCAUGGGGACCCUGAGUCCUUGGUCCUAGGGAUAUGCUCUAUUCCAGGCUCUUGUUGAUGGUAGUAAGGUCUCCCUGAACCUCUGUGGGGUUGGCUUUUACAUAAGCAGAAUCCUUGUCCAUUUCAAGGCAUGGUCCUCCUAGCUGGACCAUGAACUGACCAAUUGCCCCUGUAGACCAUAAAUCACUCAGUUUGCAUAGUUCCAGCCAGUCGUUUUGUGGGAGUUACAAGACCAUGGCUAGAAAGGCCAUAUUAAAGCAAUUUACUGCACCACAACAAAUACAGUAAUUUUAGAACAACGAUAAGCAUUGUCCUAAGUACUUGAGAGGUUUUAGCUCAUUUAACCCUCACAACAGCCCUAUGAGGUAAAUUCUUUUAUUAUCCUAUCCAUUUGUCAGUUGAAAACCCUAAAGAAUCUACAAAAAAGUUACUAGAAUAAGUUCAGUAAGGCUGCAGGAUAAAAGAUCAAUAUACAAAAAUCAAUUGUAUUUCUGUACACUAGCAGUAGACAGUUUGAAAAUGCAAUUAAGAAAAUUUCACUUACUGUAGCAUCAAAAGAAUAAAAUACUUAGGAACAAAUUUAACAAAAUGUAAGACUUGUACACUGAAAACUACAAAGCAUAGUUGAACAAAAUUAAAGAAGAUCUAAAUAAAUGGAAAGAUAUUCCAUGUUUAUGGAUUGGAACACUUAAAUAUUGUUAAGCUUGCAAUACUCUCCACAUUGAUCUACAGAUUCAAUGCAGUUCCUAGCAGAAUUCCAGCUGCCUAUUUAUUCAUUGUAGAAACUGACAAGUUUAUCCUAAAAUUCAUAUGAAUGUGGAAGGGACAUAGGAUAGCCACAGUAAUAAUGAACAAAUUUGAAGGACUCACACUUCCUGAUUUAAAAAGUUAGUACAAAGUAAUGGUAAUCAGGACAGUAUGGUACUGGCAAAGGAGAGACAUAAAAGUAUCAAUGGAACAGUUAAGAGUCCAGAAAUGAACCGGUAUAUUUGUGAUCAGUUGAUGUUCAAAAAGGAAGCCAAGACAAUUCAAUGAGGAAAAAAAAAAGGGGGUUUUCCAACAAAUAGUGUUGGGACAACUGGAUAUCCACAUGCAAAGGAAGACUAAGACCCCUGCCUCACACCGUAUGCAAAAAUUAAAAAUGGAUUAUAAGCCUAAAUGUAAAAACGAAAACUAUAAAAUUCUCAGAAGAAAACAUAGGUAUAAAAUUUUAUGGCAUUUUGCUAGUCAGUGAUUUCUUAGCUAUGACACCAAAAGCACAAGUGGACAAAAAAUAGGUAAAUUGGACUUCAAAAAAACGAAAAACUUCCGUGUUUCACUAUCAAAAAAGUGGAGAGAUAACCCCCAGGAAUGGAGGGAAUAUUUGCAAAUCACACAUAUGAUAAGGGGCUUGAAUCCAGAAUAUAGAAAGAACUAUUAUAAUUCAACAAUCAAAGAAUUAACCCAAUUUAAAACUGGGCAAAGAUUUGAAUAGACAUUUCUCCAGAGAAGAUACACAAAUGACCAAUCAGCGCAUGAAAAUUUACUCAACAUCAUUAGUUGUUAGGGAAAUACAAAUAAAAAUCUCAAAUUAGUAUGGCUGUAAUAUAAAUAAUGGAUAAUAAACAAGUGUUGGCAAGGUUGUGGGGGAAUUGGAACCACUAUACGUUGCUGGUGGGAAUGUAAAGUGAAGCAACCCCUUUGGAAAACAAUUUGGCAGCUCCUUAAAAAGUUAAACAGAGUUACCACGUGACCCAGCAAUUCCACUCCAAUGUUAUUUACCUAAGGAAAUUAAAAACCUAUGUCCAUGUAAAAAACUUGAACAUGAAUAUUCAUAGCAGGAUUCUUGAUAAUAGCAAAAAAAGUGGAAAUAACCCAAAUAACCACCAACUGAUGUGGUAUAUCCAUACAGUGGAGUAUUAUUCAGCCAUAAAAAGGAAUGAAGUACAGAUUCAUGCUACAGCAUGGAUGAGCCUUAAAAAUAUUAUGCUAAGCGAAAGAAGCCAGUGAGAAAAGACCACAUAUUGUAUGAUUCCAUUUAUAUUAAAUGUCCAUAAUAGACAAACCCACAGAAACAGAAAAAUGAGUGGUUGUCAGGGAGAGGGGUGGGAAUGACUGCUAGUGGGUGGGGGGUUUUUUGGGGGAUGAUGAAAAUGUUCUAAAAUUACGUAGCGGUGAUGGUUGCACUUUUCUGAAUAUACUAAAAACCACUGAAUUGUACACCUUGAAAGGGUGAAUUUUAUAUGAAUUCUAUCUCAAUAAAACUAAUUAAAAAUAGUUACCUUUGGAAAUGAUGGUGCUUUAAGCUAUUAAUAUCUUGCCAUGAAUGGGUGUCACACACUUUGCAAAAAAAUGGACUUAGAUAGUGGAGGUAGAAAGAGUAGGAGGGUACAAGUGAGCUAUGAAAAGGGACCCAAAAGACCAAGAUGGCAAUGGUUGAAGGCAAGAUGACCACUUCCUCACU